AUGAUUGGCUUCAGCGGCGUGCUGAUCCUGCAAUUGAUUGCAGUGGAUGUGGCGGGUGCCAUGCUGACAGGUUUGCUGUUGGCGUUUGGCUGGGUCAUGCUGAAGGAUGGAAUGUGCGAGAUGCCAAAAUAUGCUUUGAUAUAUGCAGUCCUUUGUGGAUUGAACUUUUUCUUCGAAAUUCUUCCACUUUUUAGCGAGCUCAAUGGCAGGGUCACGAGGCUCUGUCCAGUUGACAAAUCAGUUCGCUUUGUGAAAUCAUCUGGCAUAUUGUUCUAUGAUGUCCUAUGUUUCCCAUUGAAUUUCCAGUUGAACCUAGCAGUUAAGAACUAG
Molecule: messenger RNA, 330 nt
Organism: Cladocopium goreaui
Lineage: Eukaryota; Dinophyceae; Suessiales; Symbiodiniaceae
Source: the annotation of a GenBank genome assembly